This is a messenger RNA of Manis javanica (Malayan pangolin), 6427 nucleotides long. Lineage: Eukaryota; Metazoa; Chordata; Mammalia; Pholidota; Manidae. The record is from RefSeq and is a predicted model, not a curated record.
CGCGGGGAGGGCGAGGCGGGUCCCCCGUUCCUGCUUCCGGACGGUUCGGCGGUCGCAGGUGGUUACUUCGCGGUGUACGAUCCUCGCGCUCCCACGUCCGUCCGGAGACCCGGGCCCGAAGGGCUGCCUGGGCCUCGUGUCAGGGUGCUGCCCGCGGACGGCGCGGAGCCGGGGGAGGCCCUGCCGCCGGCUAUCCGCGCAUCUUCUCCGGGGCCGUGAGCCGUGUCCGCACAGCGCCCGGUGGGGGAGGAGCCCGAGCAGCCCGAGGCCGAGGCGGAGAUGGCGGCCGCCCAGGUGAGGGAACUGCUGACCUUCGGGGACGUGGCCGUCCGGUUCUCGCAGGAGGAGUGGGAAUGCCUGGCGCCCGCCCAGCGGGCCUUGUACAGGAGCGUGAUGCAGGAGAACUACAGCAACCUGGUCUCUGUGGGGACUGUUGACCUUCGGGGACGUGGCCGUCAGGUUCUCCCAGGAGGAGUGGGAAUGCCUGGCGCCUGCCCAGCGGGCCUUGUACAGGAGCGUGAUGCAGGAGAACUACAGCAACCUGGUCUCUCAGUUUCUUCUCAUUCCAAAACAGCCUUGUUACCCCAGCAUGCCAUAAAAGACUCCUUCCAAAUAGUGCUACCUGGAAGAUCUGGGAGCUGUGUCCAUGGACAUUUACACCUAAGGGCACGCUGGAAAAGUGAGGCUGAGCAUGGAGGGCAGGACGGCCAUCACGGAGGAGUGGAGAGCCACGGGAGGAGCCCCCGGGACAAGCCCGUCCCUGUCUGUGGGGACCUGCAUCCUGGGGUGACUCAGGACACAACCCAGUGCAAGUCAGUUACUGUUGCAGAACAGUAUGUUACUGUGAAUAAAUGUCAUCAUCCAGUUUUGAAACCUAAAUUAUCUCAGAAAGAAAACUUGGAAAAUCUUAAAAUUGAGGACUGCCAUUGUGUAAAUAAUCAUUUCAACCAUUUUAAAUAUAGCAGUACAUUAGAUAUUCAGUCAUAUAAUCCUCAGGACCAACUAUACAAUGAAGAAAAAAUGUACAAAUAUGUUGAAAUUGAAAAUACCUUAAAAAAGGAUUCAUUUUUCUUCCAUGAACCAGUAACGCCCACUCAUGCUAAAACCUACAGAUUUGAUAACUAUCAGAGAGACUCUCUCCACCCAACAUUGCUUAGUGAAUGUCAGUGUCUGGACGGUGAAGAAGAACCUUCCACGUAUAAUAAAAACAAGCAGGUCUUUAGUAAGUGCUCUAAAUUAAAUAAUUGCCAAGGUAUUUACAUUAAAGAGAGAACACAUCAAUCCACAGAACCUGAAAUAAAUUAUAACAGAGGAUCAAUUCAUAGAGAACAUCAGAGAGCUCAGAUUCCAGAACACCACUACCCAUGUAGUAAAUGUGGACAAGUCUUCGAGGAAUGGUCAGACUUUAUUGUGCAUCAGGGAAUCCACAUUGGAGAGAAGCCUCCCAGAUCCAAAGGAUGUGGGAAAACAUUCAAACGUUUCCCAAAAGUGAUUAAGCAUCACAGAAUUCACACUGGUAAGAAAGCUUGCAAAUGUAAAGACUAUGGGAAAGCCUUUAGUGAAUCUUCCCGUUUAAAUAGUCAAGAGAGAAUCCAUCCUGGAAAGCAACCGUACCAAGGUAAAGAAUGCGGGGAGUCCUUAACUUGUUCCUCAGUUCUUACUGUGAAUGAGAGAAUCAAUACAGGAGAGAAACCUUACAAGUGUGAAGAAUGUGACAAAUCCUUUAAGUGGGCCUCACACCUUACUCGGCAUCAGAGAAUUCAUUCUGGUCAGAAACCUUACAAAUGUAGAGAAUGCAGGAAGUCCUUUGCUUGUCCAUCAAGUCUCACUGUGCACCAGAGAAUUCAUACAGGAGAGAAGCCUUACACGUGUAAAGAAUGUGGCAAAGCCUUUAAGCAGGGCUCACAACGUUCUCGACAUCAGAGAAUUCAUACUGGGCAGAAACCUUACAAAUGCAAAGAAUGCAGCAAAUCCUUUACUUAUUCCUCAUAUCUUACUGUGCAUCAUAGAAUUCAUACAGGUGAGAAACCUUACAAGUGUAAAGAAUGCAGUAAAUCGUUUACUUGUUCCUCAAGUCUUAAUGUGCAUGGGAGAAUUCAUACUGAAGAGAAGCCUUUCAAGUGUAAGGAAUGUGGGAAAGCCUUCAAGGGGGCCAAACUACUUAAUCGACACCAGAUAGUUCAUUCGGGACAGAAACCUUAUAAAUGUACAGAAUGCAGCAAAUCCUUUACUUGGUACUCAAAUCUUACUGUGCACUAUCGAAUUCAUACUGGAGAGAAGCCUUACAAGUGUAAAGACUGUGGCAAAGCCUUUAAGCGGGGCUCACACCUUAAUCGGCAUCAGAGAAUUCAUUCUGGAGAGAAGCCUUACAAGUGUAAAGAAUGCAGCAAGUCCUUUACUUGCUCCUCAAGUCUCACUGCACAUAAUAGAAUUCAUACUGGAGAGAAGCCUUACAAGUGUAAGGAAUGUGGAAAAGCCUUUAAGUGGGGCUCACACCUUACUGAACAUCAGAGAAUUCAUUCUGGAGAGAAACCUUUCAAGUGCAAAGAAUGCAACAAAUCCUUUACUUGUUCCUCAAGUCUUUCUGUGCAUCACAGAGUGCAUACAGGAGAGAAGCCAUACAAGUGUAUGGAAUGCAGCAAAUAUUUUACUUGUUCCUCAAGUCUUAGUGUGCAUGAGAGAAUUCAUACAGGAGAGAAGCCUUACAAGUGUAAAGAAUGUGGAAAAGCCUUUAAGCGGGACUCACAUCUUUAUCGGCAUCAGAGGAUUCAUUCUGGACAGAAACCUUAUAAAUGUACAGAAUGCAGCAAAUCCUUCACUUCUUCCUCAAAUCUUACUGUGCAUCAUAGAAUUCAUACAGGAGAGAAACCUUACAAGUGUAAAGAAUGUGGGAAAGCCUUUAAGCGACGCUCACACCUUACUCGGCAUCAGAGAAUUCAUUCUGAACAGAAACUUAACAAAUGUAAAGAAUGCAACAAAUCCUUUUCCUCACAUGUUAUUGCACAUGAGAGAUUUCAUACAGAAGAGAAGCCUUACAAGUGUAAGGAAUGUGGCAAAGCCUUUAAUUGUUCCUCAGGUCUUUCUGUGCACCAUAGAAUUCAUACAGGAGAGAGACUUUACAAGUAUAAAGAAUGUGGUACAACCUUUUCUCUGAGCUCAUGUCUUAUUACACAUCAGAGAAUUCAUUGUGGACAGAAAACUUACAAAUGUAAAGAAUGCAGCAAAUCCUUUACUUCUCCCUCAAUUCUUAAUGUGCAUGAAGUUCGUACUGGAGAGUAGCUUUACAAUUGCAAGGAGUGUGGCAAAGCCUUUAAGCUGAACACGGCACACAUUCUGCCCCACAACUCAAGUCUUAAUGUGCAUGGGAGAAUUCAUACUGAAGAGAAGCCUUUCAAGUGUAAGGAAUGUGGGAAAGCCUUCAAGGGGGCCAAACUACUUAAUCGACACCAGAUAGUUCAUUCGGGACAGAAACCUUAUAAAUGUACAGAAUGCAGCAAAUCCUUUACUUGGUACUCAAAUCUUACUGUGCACUAUCGAAUUCAUACUGGAGAGAAGCCUUACAAGUGUAAAGACUGUGGCAAAGCCUUUAAGCGGGGCUCACACCUUAAUCGGCAUCAGAGAAUUCAUUCUGGAGAGAAGCCUUACAAGUGUAAAGAAUGCAGCAAGUCCUUUACUUGCUCCUCAAGUCUCACUGCACAUAAUAGAAUUCAUACUGGAGAGAAGCCUUACAAGUGUAAGGAAUGUGGAAAAGCCUUUAAGUGGGGCUCACACCUUACUGAACAUCAGAGAAUUCAUUCUGGAGAGAAACCUUUCAAGUGCAAAGAAUGCAACAAAUCCUUUACUUGUUCCUCAAGUCUUUCUGUGCAUCACAGAGUGCAUACAGGAGAGAAGCCAUACAAGUGUAUGGAAUGCAGCAAAUAUUUUACUUGUUCCUCAAGUCUUAGUGUGCAUGAGAGAAUUCAUACAGGAGAGAAGCCUUACAAGUGUAAAGAAUGUGGAAAAGCCUUUAAGCGGGACUCACAUCUUUAUCGGCAUCAGAGGAUUCAUUCUGGACAGAAACCUUAUAAAUGUACAGAAUGCAGCAAAUCCUUCACUUCUUCCUCAAAUCUUACUGUGCAUCAUAGAAUUCAUACAGGAGAGAAACCUUACAAGUGUAAAGAAUGUGGGAAAGCCUUUAAGCGACGCUCACACCUUACUCGGCAUCAGAGAAUUCAUUCUGAACAGAAACCUAACAAAUGUAAAGAAUGCAACAAAUCCUUUUCCUCACAUGUUAUUGCACAUGAGAGAUUUCAUACAGAAGAGAAGCCUUACAAGUGUAAGGAAUGUGGCAAAGCCUUUAAGUUGAUCUCACUCUGUACUGAAUAUCAGAAUUAAUUCUUCACAGAAACCUUGCAAAUGUAAAGAAUGCAUCAAAUCCUUGUUCCUCAGGUCUUUCUGUGCACCAUAGAAUUCAUACAGGAGAGAGACUUUACAAGUAUAAAGAAUGUGGUACAACCUUUUCUCUGAGCUCAUGUCUUAUUACACAUCAGAGAAUUCAUUGUGGACAGAAAACUUACAAAUGUAAAGAAUGCAGCAAAUCCUUUACUUCUCCCUCAAUUCUUAAUGUGCAUGAGAGUUCGUACUGGAGAGUAGCUUUACAAUUGCAAGGAGUGUGGCAAAGCCUUUAAGCUGUGCUCGAGCCUCUCUGCACACCAGAAAACUCAUAUUAAUUGAAAGUUGAUAGACCCACUCAUAUAGGAAUGAGUUUUGUGUAUACUGUAAAUAUAGGGUAAUGAAGAUUUUCAGAUGGGAGAAAGAAAAAAAUCUCCAAAUGGAAGACCAUGGCAAAGCUGUCAACAGUUCCUUACAUAUUGUACCUAAGAAAAUAUAUAGUAGAGAGAAAACAUACCAGUAUGAUUAAUAUGGAAACACCAUUGUCCAAGACACAACACAGUAAAAACUUGACAAUCGUCAUAAUGGAAAGUAAUGUACAGGUGCAACAUGUUAAAAAUUAUUUAAGUGAAAAUCUAACCAGGGAAGUUUUUUGUAAGAAAGCACUAAGACACCAACUUUUUUGAGGUUACUCUCAGAGUAUUUGUUAUAAAAAUGAUCCGAAUUAGUAGCAAUCAGAUAACUGACUUGGUACUUUGUGUUAAUCUAGAAAGGGUUGUAUUUUGGAUGAAAUAUAGUGCCCUCCGCCCCCACUCCAGAUGCCGGUUGCCAGCCCCAGACACUUAACCUGCACUUCUGAUCUGCCGGCUACAAUUUGAGGUUCCCUCGUCUCCCCUUUCGGGUUGAUUAAUUUGCUAGUGUGGCUCACAACAGAGGAAAACACUUAUGUUUACCAAUUUAUUGAAGGAUAUCAUAAAGGGUACAAGUUAACACAGAUGAAGAGCUAAUAGGGUCAGGUCCUAAAUAAAGAAGCUUCUAUCCUCAUGGAGUUGGGGGGCUAGCUCAGUGACAGGAAGGCAUUUGGGUUCCCCAAGCUUAGAAGCUCUCUCAGACUGAAGGCCAGGACCCGAGAGAGGAGACAGCUACAAGCGCGUGCGGAUUUUCGUGAGGGCUUCCUUCUAUCGUCAUGAUUGGCUAAAUUGGUGACCAUUGUCCGGGCAGCCUCCAGCCCCUGUCCUUGGGUCCAAAAGUCUCAUUGUCUCAUUAACAUGACAAAACACCCGUUUCACCUUUUAAGACUGCCUUAUUUUCAGUAACUGUGGAUGAAGACCAAAUAUACUUGGGAAAUACAUAUUUGUUGAUGUGACUAACCAAAUAUGUAUUUCUUACCACUCAUUAUAUCACAGUUUUCAAAUACAGAUUCCUUUCAGCAAAAUGAUCAUGCCUGUCGGAGCACGUACGUCUGGUAUGGUAUUUACACAGUGGAGCAGUAGGACCAGUGCAAGUAGGCUUAGCAUUUACUGAAGCCAGUGUGGGGUGGGGACAGUUUUAAAGAGGCAACUCAUUUGUCCUAUAAAGACUUAUGACCAAAUAUUCUCCCAGAGCGAUGUAUCUCCAGCUUGCAGGCUGUCGGUCAACACUGUCGUGUUCCCAAAGGCAGAGGUCAUCUUGACCCACACAGCGUCACCCCUCUGGGCGUCUGGCAUGCUUUUGCUAAGAGAACAGUUCUUGUUGGCGUUUGGUGCCUGACAGUGCCAGAGGAAUAUGUCUGGAUUCAGCCCAUCUCUGCACUGCUGCAGCCACGUGUCCUGGACCCUGUUGGUCACCUCGUGGGAGCGCACCCACAGGUCUGCUUGAUCCCAGUCACCUGAUCCUGGAAGGGGGUUCCUGUGAUGGGCAUUGACGUGCUGUGAUUUAAAUUCCCAGAGUGAUUUCUGUCGGGCUGCACCCGCACAGGCAUUCUUUAAUAGCCCCCUUUUCUCUUGCCCAUCUACGUGACCAUGUAACCAAGCCAUUACUUACAGCCUGCGAGUCAGUAAAAAAAUCUAAACAAGGA